Molecule: messenger RNA, 3102 nt
Organism: Trichoplusia ni (cabbage looper)
Lineage: Eukaryota; Metazoa; Arthropoda; Insecta; Lepidoptera; Noctuidae
Exons: 7
Coding region: 2182-2850 (222 amino acids)
Source: RefSeq, a predicted model, not a curated record
AAGCUAGUUGACUAUAAAGUCAAAAACGUUAUUACGUGUUAACAUUAAGUUGACGAGCAAUUAUGAAACCCUCCAAAGACGUAACAAUUAAGUUUAUUUUAGCGAUUACGUAACCCUAUAUUUUGAUAAUUGCGAGAAGUCGAUUGAAAGGAGCAUCUUCAACUUAACAACAAUUAGUUAGACAAAUUAAAAGCCUCAAGCAGUAAAUUGAGCAUACUCAGCCUUUAAGCAUCAUAAAAAUGGGGUAGAAGAUUUCCAAAAAAGUUGAGUUUCAACAUUUCCAGUUCCAGUAAUUGAUAAACCAUAUCGUUUAACACCCAGAAAUCUUAAAGUAAGCCCGGAAGAAAAGGUCCCUUAUUCCUUUUUUUUAGUUGGCAUCUAAGUCAACAUUCGACAACCCUACAAAUUGAGCAUCAAACUCAGUUUCUAUUCUCCGCGUCCGCGUCGUAGUCCGAACAUUAUAGACCACAAGACAUGUUCCUUAUCCGACUGGGAAGGAGUGUUAUGUUAUAAUUGUGAAAGUUUGAAUCAUGUUGGUGGACCUGCCUACGUUUAAAAGAUGUUGCUUUUGUUGCCCUCUGAGGCGAGGAAUUCUCGUGUUCGGGUAUCUUACUCUGGUGGUGACAUGCCUCUUUAUAGGAAUGCAAGUUCUGAUGUGGCAGAUGUUCAAAACGGAGAAGGCGGUCACCACGAUGGCGCUGUACCGAGGAGUCGUGAUGGAAGCGCAAUACUUUGUCAUUUUCAUAUUGUACGCACUUGACCUCGUCUUCAACAUCGUAUUGAUAAUUGGGGCACACUUGAAAAGGCGUCUUCUAAUGCAUGCGUACUACUACUACCAGCUGUCUACGAUGAUCGCCAGCUUCCUGGUGGUGAUGCUCUCCUACCACGACAUCAGGCACUUCGGGAGCCUCGGCAUCGCUCUCACUGAGCUGUCCAUCGCGUUCACUGGAUUUGUGUUACAGAUAUAUCUUCUGCUUCUGAUAAGGAGUGAGCUAAGCAAGGAUCGCUAUCAAGAAGGUCGGUCCAGCUUCACCAACCAUAUAGCACAGGUCUUCGUGGAUCCGCCUCUGAGGAGACAAUGGACAAGAGAAGUUGAGGAAUAAAUGUUUUAAACCAUGUUUGUGUUUUUAUUAUUGUAAUUCUAACGCAGGGGCGUCUGGAAUCGAUCGAUCUGAAAGCGAUCAAAUAUGAAUCAAACUUCCAUCACUAAAGGAUACGGUCAGUAAAAAAAGGCUAAAGAGAAAUAAAUUUGCACAAAGAAUUAGUCACUAAAUAAGAGAUAUAACAUACAGUAUCAUAAUAUAAUAUCACAUACCAUGACAUAACACUGUAAAGGUCACGAAAUAGAUAAUAUGACAAAGGUCAACUGAUAUAAAUGUUAGUAUAAUAAGACUAUCCUGUUUAUUGCCCUCUUCUAAUGUAAGGAAUGUUCAUUUCAACUGUAAUAAUUAGCCCUCUGAGGGUCUACAAUCAAGUCUUAAGGUAAUAUUAUUAUGUUUCUGGAUGCGUGACAGCACUACACACGGUGUAGAGCGUCAUCUCUCUCCGACACCCGCUAUAACAUUCCUUUAAGACGUAGCUGUAGGGCUUCUGAUCACGACGUUUGCGUUCUAUGGUUUGACAGUUCCAAAUUCAACUAACAAUAAUCCAAUGAAGGGGCUCGAGAUGAUCAAACUUGACUUAAAUUAUGUUUCAUUGUUUCCACGACUGGUUUGCAAGAUUUGUCACAAAACUGAAGUUUCAAGAAGAAACUUGCUUGAAGUUUAAAAUUUUUUGCUACCAUUUUCCACUGGUCUUCGCAAAUAAUUUGUAGCAAUACGAGAUUAAAAAAAUUACAGCAAAAAAACGAUUGAAACAAAAACGUUUUAUCACCACAUUAGCUCUUAAGGGUUUAAAUCUUUCCCCGUAACCAAAACAACAAAAGAAAAAAUAAUAACAAACGCAUUAACGUCACAAAUUACAGUGGCAAUAGCCCUGUGACCGGGAUACAGUUCUGUUAUUGAAUGAACGAAACUUAUUUAUAAAUACCGGUUACGUAUCUUCUAAAUAUAAGAAACUGGACAUUAACGCUAUCAGUACGUAUUCAACCUGUUGCCUGAACACAAGUGUUUUAAAAAAGUUUAAAGAAAAGAGUUUUUAUUCGUCGCGUCUGUGUAUUUUUAGUUCUGUUUUGAUUUGAGAAUGCAUUCUGAGUUGCCAGUGUGUGAGCGGUGUUGUUUCUGUUUGCCGUUGCGUUAUGGGCUUAUAACAUGGGGAUAUAUACGAUUAAUAAUCGCUAUUUUGCUGACAGCCGGCGCCACCCUCACGUUCUACGGCAUGCUGGGCAUGGCGCUCAACUACCCCCUCGUCGAGUACACAGUGUACUCGGUCGUACUGGGUUUCGUCGUACUGUUAGCCCUAAACGAUGUCAUCCUCAACACGAUAUUCAUUAUUGGAGGACAUAAGAAAAACGUGAAGAUGCUACGAGCGUACUACAUCUACAGCCUCAUUCUGUGGACAACCACCACACUGCUGGGCAUAGCGUCCUGUAUCUACACGAUGACUCUGAUCAAGCUCGGUGAGAUCGACAUCUCUCUCCACAUCUGGAUCGUACUCAUGGACGUAUCAUCACUGUUGGCUCAGAUUUUGAUCCAAGCCUACGUGAUACUUCUAGUGAGGAGCGAGAUGAUCAAACUGAGAAGCAAAUGCCAGUUCAGAUUCGUGAACAACGCCGCAGAAUCAGAAUGCACAAUGAGAUACAAUGCAGAAAUAGCAAAUAGAGACGCAAAUGGUUUCACAGAAAACGAUACUAAUGCCAAAGACGCUUGCGAAUUUAUAGGAUACGUGUCAAAGAAUAAUGAACCUUAUUGAUUUUAAAAGUGUUUUCUUAAUGGGCGAAAUAAAGUGAGCCCUUUCUAAUAUAUAAAAAUGAGGUUGUUAUCCAAAUAUAGAAACAAGAUAGGUCCACGUACUGACAAAGAGAUUCUAUAUUUUGAUCGUGCCAUUAUUUUGCACUAAGUACAAUAAUUAUUUCCUUAAAUUAGUAGAAAGUACUUAUGUAAAAUAUUAGAUUUUAAGUGAGUCAAUGCAAUUAUAUUAAGUCAAUAUAUUUAAUGUUCUGUA